UAAGAGAGGAGUCUGGCGCGCUCGCUGUGCAGCAGCAUCCAGUCGUCGGAGUUAGUGCAUCUCCAAAGAGGUUCUAUGUGCGCUUCUUCUUCCCUUCAUUCCCUCAGUCACAAUCCUAUCGUCCGUCUGCUAAGAUUCCGACCGAUCUAAAACCUACACACACAUAUAUAUAUAUAUAUAUACAUACAACAAUCCAUUCCCUCAUCAUCUCAUCAUCAUCCAAAUCCGCCUUUGCAGCGCGCGCGUGUCUGCAUUUCGUCCUUCGUCCUCCCGACUUCCCAAUAUAACGCGACUUCCUUAGCGCGCGCGGACAGGAAGUUAGCAUUAGUUUGUUGUCGUGUGAAUGGAAUCCGCCGCCUCUCUUUUGCAUUUGCCGUCGUCUGAGCACCGCAAUAAAUUCGUUGCAGUGUCGCCGCCGCCGCCACAGCCACCUCCGCCAACCGACAACGGGAACAACAUUUGAAUUACUCUUAAAGUUCCAUAUUUGGAGCCAAGGACUGAUCCAAGACUGUUAAAUUGUGAUAGAAUGACACGCCUGGAGCCGCGACGGUAGUGCAGCGCCCCUCCCUCAAAAGCGGAGAUCACUCAAGAGAAAACACACACACACACGUAGAGGGUGUGUUUUCUUUUCAGUUUUCUUUUGUUGUUUCGUUUCUUUCCUCUGAUUUCGUUACGUUUUUCUUUUUUAAAUUCAUUCGUUACGUUUUCCUUGGAAUCAUCGUGCGACGAUCACCUUCUUUUCGCGAGGAUGGAAAUCAAGCACGACAUGUACCGCGAUGAAGUCUUGCUGGUCAAGACCGAGCCUCGUCUUCACUCACCGAACGGUUUGCAGACUGCAAACGGACCUACGAACGGUUUGGUGACAUUGGCAAGCAGCAGCAGUGGCCAUAGCAGUUCAGUGACGAACGGCCUUACGAACUCAAAUGGACUUAGUGCUAGUAGCAACGGCAAUGGACCGUUCAGUAGUUUAAGUAAGAGGCCUCGAACCGACGAGUGGCUCCCUAGUCCAGGUGGUGCUACAAUUAUUGGAGGCGGCGUAGGGACCAGUGCACCCCUAACGCCCUCACCAGGGCCGCCGUCCAACACCUACACUGCCAUUAGCAACGGGUAUUCUUCUCCAAUGUCUUCAGGCAGCUACGAUCCUUAUAGUCCCAAUGGCAAAAUAGGUAAGUCAUUACCUUAGUUACGAACUAUCACCCAUG
Messenger RNA from Nicrophorus vespilloides, 1202 nucleotides. Its product is annotated as ecdysone receptor-like. The transcript has 3 exons. The record is from RefSeq and is a predicted model, not a curated record. NCBI's taxonomy places the organism in Eukaryota, Metazoa, Arthropoda, Insecta, Coleoptera, Silphidae. Bases 749 to 1183 code for a protein of 144 amino acids.